Messenger RNA from Rotaria sp. Silwood1, 258 nucleotides. NCBI's taxonomy places the organism in Eukaryota, Metazoa, Rotifera, Eurotatoria, Philodinida, Philodinidae. The record is from the annotation of a GenBank genome assembly.
AUGUUCUGGGUUCUCUAUAUGAUAUUUUCUAUAUUUCGAUCCCAUCGAAAUCGAUUUUAUUGGCGUAAUGGAAAAUUACAUUUCACAAAACGAAAUCCACAACAACAACAGCAUCAAAUACCAUUAACACCUUUACAAGAAGAACAAUUAUUUAGACAAAAUAUUCGACAAUGGUUUAUAUUUUAUAGUAUUUUAACUUGUAUUAUAAUUAGUAUUCUUAUUCAUCGAUUAUAUUCUCGUCAAAAAAUUUCUGUAUAA